Paramecium octaurelia is the source of this 6918-nucleotide messenger RNA. The record is from the annotation of a GenBank genome assembly. Lineage: Eukaryota; Ciliophora; Oligohymenophorea; Peniculida; Parameciidae.
AUGCAAUUUUUGCUCAUAAUCAUCGUUCUUGCCUAUGUUGAAGUUCUAUAUUGUUAAUGGCAAAACAAUUUAGCUUUAUUAACAUCAAACGCAUUAUUUACCUAAUAAACUGGUCCAUAUGCAUCUUAACAAUCAGGAACCUUCUUUCAAUUAUAUACACAAACCACAGCCAAUUUUAUCACUUGUACAAACCCAUAAACAAGCUAUAUAACUCUAAAUAAUAAUUAUCCUAGUGUUUAAACAGAUUAAAACUACUUUUUAUAAAGUGGAUAUUUUGUAGCUUUUGAUUUAUUUUUUCAGGGUACUUGGCAAAAUCAAGGCGUAAAGUUUAAAUUUGGUUCAUUUGAAUUCUAAUAUUAUUAUCAAUAACCAUCAGUCUAUCCUUUGACUAACCAAUUUUGUGAUUAUUAAGAUGUCGAUGUAAAAACAGUAAAUUUUACAAUAACAUCAACUAAUAAUGAAAAAAUUUAGUUUAUUUCCUAAAAUUUCAAUGAUGGGUAAGUUUCAAUCAGAAAUUUGUAUGUAUCAUCUUUUAAUUGUUUUCCCUCUUGCUCCUCUUGUAGUGGCCCUGGAUUCAACGAAUGUACAGAUUGCUAUUUCCAAACACCUACAAAUGGAAUUUGCCCCACUUGCCCAUAAAAUUAAUAUUACAUGAAGAAUAUAGGAUGCAAGCCAAUUUGUGAUAUUGGAUCUUCUUUAAUUAAGUAGGGAUUCUGUCAAAAUUAUCCAAGUAAUUAUAAAAAAUAUCUUCUUAGCUCAAACUUUUAUAACUACUUAAUUUACAUCUAAUCUUUCAUCCCCAGAAAUUUUGAAAUGGUCUUUAAUUCUUGAUCCACUACAUGUUGACAAUACUUUGCUUCCAAAUAUUUAUGUAAACUAUCAAUACAUAUAUGGAAUAUUUAAGUACAAUUCUGGAGUUUACAGAUAUAUAAACGAAUUAUCUUCAAAUUAUCCAACUCACUUAAUUGGAUUCAAGAUUACAUUAUUAAUUUUCAAUGAAAUUCCACUUGGAUGCGGAAUCCAAAUUAAUAUUAACAAUAUGUAUUAUGGAUCAAUUUCUAGAGAAAUAUCAGGAAUUCAGGCACAUCAGUUAGGUGUUUAUGAAAUUUCAGACUUUGGCUCAUAUCCAACUUAUUCCAGUGUCAAGAAAUAUGUUUUAGUUACAUACUUUGAUAUUCCCAAGAUCCCAUUAUUAUUUUCAGCCGUAGGAAAUUUUAGGUAAAUUUCUAUUAUUCUAAUUUAGUGAUAACUCUGCUGGAUGGGGAAUUAUGUAAAUAUAGGUUACUACAGGUUAUUGUCCUUAAUAUUGUAAAAUAUGUGAAGUACCAUUCAAAUGUAAGACCUGCAAUAAUGGAUACUAUUAUUAUAAGGAUGGUACUUGCGUAAGUAGCUGCUCAAGGCCAUAUUAGAAAUUAAACGGUACCUAUUGUCAAGAUUUUGAUUAUGAAACACCAUGUAAAUAUUUUAAAUAUCAAGACUCUUAAUUUUUAAUUUAAGAAUAUGUAAGUAUAGCAAAUAAUCCUGAUUAAUAUUCUUAAUAUACUUUAAUUUCUAAAAGCGGAACAAAUUUUUUAAAAGGAUUAGAUAUUUAUUAUUCAUAUUGGUAAUCAUAUCGAGUCUUUGGAGGCCCAUUUGUUUGGGCCUAGGCUAAAUUUAAAAGGGUUCAUAACAUAGUUGAUCCACAUCAUAGUCUCACUAUUGCCUUUUAUAUCCUUUAUGGUCCAACAUUCCCUUCAAAUGGAUAUUUCAUAUAUACAAUUGAAAACUAACCACCAGUUUAUAAAUCAACUUCUUAUUAUACUUAAUACUAUUCUGAUGGUUCAAAAUAAGAUAAGGUAUAUGAAAGAAUAUCUCAUAAUACAAAUACAUUAACUAUAUAUUGGGAAUGUUAAGGACCCGAUAAUGAACCAAUUAAUGCCUAUUGUGGAUUCUAUAAUUAUUAUAUAGCUGUUCAUAAAUGCAAACCUUAUUGCUUAAAAUGUACAGAUUAAAAUACAUGUACAUAAUGGAAUAGUACAUAUAAUUCGACUGUUGUUAAAUUUUCAAUAGCAGAAUGCGGGUCAGGCUAAUAUUAUGAUAAAGAGUAAGUUAGAUGCAUAUAAUGUUUAAUGCCUUGUUUAAGUUGUAUAUCUAAAUUAGAUUGUUUAAGUUGUUAAUCUACUUAUACUUUAAGUAAAUUAGGAUGUACUUGUAAAUAUAAUUAAUAUGAAGAAUCAAAUCAAUGCUAUGAUUGUCCAAUUGAAUGUAAUUAAUGUUUAAGUUUAACUUAUUGUAUAGAAUGUUUAAUUAGUAAUAAUAGAUAAUUAUAUAAUGGAUAAUGUAAUUGUAUAGAUGGAUAUUAUCCAAUCAUAUCAAAUCCUUAAUGUCUUUUAUGUCAUUAAUUUUGUAAAACUUGUACUGGACCAACUUUUAAUGAGUGUUUAACUUGCAACAAUAUUAUUAAUAUACAAAAUAUAGGAACAACAUGUAAAUGUCCAAAUGGAUCAUAUUAUUAAGAUUCAAUAUAAAGUUGUUCUAAUUGCCAUUCAUCCUGUUAGUCAUGUUUUAGUUCUGCUAUUAAUGGUUGUUUAACAUGUAAUUCAUCUUUAAAUAGAAUGUUAAAAGGAUUAAAAUGUGAAUGUAUACCUGGUUAUUAUGAAUUAAAUAAUAUUUGCACAAGUAUUUCAAAUAUUUACAUUUAUUAUAGAUUGUCCAAAUACAGAAGAUAGUUCAUUAAGUUAAUGUUAUAAAUUAUGUAAUAAUAAUUCAUAGAUAUGGCAUACAAUUACAUGUAGUUCUUGUGAUUUAGGAUUUCAAUUACAAUAAGGAGAAUGCUAACCUAUUUGUGGAGAUUCAUUAAUAAAAGGAUAUGAAUAAUGUGAAGAUAAUAACAAUGUUUUUGAUGAUUUAUGUUAUAAUUGUUAAUAUCAAUGUCCAGUUCAUUGUGUAACUUGUGACUAAAAUACUACUUUACCAUGUCCAGAUAUUUGUGGUGAUGGAUAUAUAACUGGAAUUGAAGAAUGUGAAGAUGGCAAUAAUAUUUAAUAUGAUGGAUGUUAUAAUUGUAAAUUUUAAUGUUAACCUUCAUGUACUAAAUGUAUAAAAGGGUAAUGUUAAGAAUGUGCUACUGCAGGAUGGUUUAUUGAUCCUACUGUCACACCUUGGUAAUGUAAAGAAAGAUGUGGAGAUUAACUAAUUGUUGGAACUGAAUAAUGUGAAGAUGGAAAUACUAUUGAUACAGAUGAAUGCAAAGAUUGUAAGUAUCAUUGUGGAAUUGGUUGCUCAUCUUGUAAUUACACAACAAAUACUUGUUUAAGUUGUGAAUUCCCUGGCUUUAAACCAUAUUUUUUUUUUUGUGUAAAUAUUUGUGGAGAUGGUUUAGUAGCCACAGACCCUUACGGAUACUAUUCAGAAUAAUGUGAUGAUGGCAAUACAAUUAAUUAUGAUGGUUGUAGUAGUUCAUGCAAAUAUUAAUGUUAAUUACCACCUAUUUGCAUUAGCUGUGUUAAUAAUAGAUGUGAAACAUGUGCUGGACGUUAUUUAUUAUCUGAAAAUAAAAUUUGUAUACCUAUUUGUGAAAAUGCAAAUAUAGUUGGAGGAUGCUAAAACUGUUUUCCUAUAGAUUCAUCUCCUUGCCUAACAUGUGAUACUUUUGGGUAUGGCUGCAUCUAGUGCAAGCCAGGUUAUAAAAAAAUUGAUAAUUUCUGUUAAGCAAUUUGUGGUGAUAGGAUAAUUACAGAUGAUGAAUAAUGUGACGAUGGUAAUUUGAUAUUAGGUGAUGGUUGUCAUUUUUGUUAAUUUAGUUGUUAGCAUUCAUGUCUCAAUUGUAUUUAAGGACUCUGUUAUCAUUGUAUACAUGGUUAUCAGUUAAUAUAAUUUAAAUGUUAUCCUAUUUGUGGAGAUGCUUUAUAGACAAGUGAUGAACAAUGUGAUUAACCUAAUUCAGAAUGGUGUGUUAAUUGUCAAUUCAAGUGUGAUAUAAAUUGUAAAAUUUGCUAAUUUGGAACAUGUUAACUCUGCUAAGUUGGUUUUCAUAUGCCUCCUGAUGGGUAAAUUUGUUAAACAGAUUAUUAAUAAUAAGAAAUUUAGAUUGAAUACUGUAAAUUAUAAAUAGGGAAUGCUUGUAAAUAGUGCUAAGAUUUUGCAUAUUUGGAUCAGGUAUAAAAAACUUGCACAGUAAACAUGUAAUAUAAAAAGUGUAUAAAGAAUUGUAAAUUAUGUUUAGAUUAAAUUUGUUUAGAAUGUUAUACUGGAUAUUAUGGAUUUUAAUGUAUCCCAUAAUUAGGAGAUGGCAUAGUGGUUGAAGAAGAAAUUUGUUAUGAUUAAAACAAUUAAACGAUAAAUGAUCGUGUAGAAUGUUACUCCAAAUGUGAUAUCAAUUGCAUAAGUUGUAUAAUUGGGGUGUGCGAAUUAUGUUCAAAAGGGUUUUAUUUAUUUAAUAAUAAGUGCAUACCAGAUAUUAUAACUUCUAUUUUAUAUGUGAAUGCCGAUUUAAAUCUAUGUGGAGAUAAUAAAUUAGGAAUCAAUGAAGAAUGUGAAGAUGGCAACACUUAUCCAUUUGAUGGUUGUUAUUAAUGCAAAUUUUAAUGCGAUGUUAACUGUAUUAAUUGUCAAUUUGGAAAGUGUGAAGGUUGUAAUAGUGGUUUUAUUCUAAAUUCUAUUUACAUGUGUGAACCAGAAUGCGGAGAUGGCAUAGUGAUUCCAUUUACAAGUGAAUAAUGCGACGAAGAAGCUGAAGGAUGCUUAAAUUGUUAAUUUUAUUGUUAACCUUUUUGUCUCCAAUGUAAUGUACAAUAGUGUUUCUAAUGCUUUAAUGGAUUUUCAAUAAAUUAAAAUGAAUGCACACCUGUUUGUGGAGAUGGAAUAUUAUUAAGUGACUUUGAAGAAUGUGAUGAUUAAAAUGAUGAACAAUUUGAUGGAUGUUUUGAAUGUAGAUUUUAAUGUCAGCAAAAUUGUGAAAUAUGUGAAGAAGGUAAAUGCGUAAUGGAAUUUUGUUCCGAUGGUACAUAUUGGCUAAAAGACUAAUGCUAAGCUAUUUGCGGAGAUAAAAUAAUUGCAGGUGAUGAAUAAUGUGAUGAUGGAAACUAAAUUCAAUAUGAUGGCUGCAAUAAUUGUUAGUAUUAGUGCAAUUAACAAUGCAACAUCUGUGAAGAAGGAAUAUGUCUUGAAUGUAUUAUAGAUUAUGUUUUGAUUGAUGCGCUUUGUGUUUUAAACUAAAAGAAAUUUAUUAAUAAUACUAAUACUGGGUCUUUUAAUAACAACUCAAAUAUUAAUGGUAAUGCCAAUAGUAAUACUAAUAGUAAUAAUACUAUUAAUAAUAAUAAUAAUGGUAUUAAAUAAUAAGAGUCAAUUUUAGAAUCAAAUGAGAUAUGUCGAGAUUCAGAAUGCGCAUACUCAAAAAAACCAAACAUGAAACUUACUUAUAAUUAUUAACAAUUUUCUUACUAAUAUGUUGACGUUAGUUUCGACUAAGAAAUAAAAUUUAGUGCUUCGGUAAUAAAACAACAAGAGCUAUUCAAUAUAAGUAUUCUUGAUUUAGAACCUAAAGAUUAUAACAUUACUAUUAAUACAAUAUAAGAAGUUUCUUUUGAUCUCUAAAAUGCUUCCUAUUAACUUGCUGUUGAAAUAUUUCCACAACUUGUAAAUAGGCCAAUCCUUUUCAUUUCAUUAAAUUAAGAAGUUGCUAACUCUAAUAAUUAGACACUUUAAGAAAAUAAUUAAUCAAUCACACUUUAUAUACCAAAAGUAAUUUCUGAAUCAGUCAAAUCCACAUCUAUAAAAGCAUAAUAAUCUAACAAAGCAUUUAUGAUUGGAGCAAUUUGUUUAUGUGUCAUUUCUUUAAUUUCAGGUGAAAGUUCUGUAGUUGUUGAAACUUUAAAUGUUCUAUAAUAUCAAUCUUUCCUAAGAUUUAUAAAUAUUGAGUACCCUGAGAACCUAUUUAUCUAUUUUUAGGCGUAGGACUUGUUAUCAAUAACUUCUUAUUUAGAAUUCUUCGAACUAGAUGAUUAUUUAAACUUUAUAACAAGAAAAGAAUAAUAAUAAUAUGUUGAUUUGAAUGGAAAAUUUAAAGAAUAUAAUAUAGAGGCUGAUCUUUUUACCAAUAUAUUUCCACAGAUGAUUCAAUUUCUUGGAUUGAUAACACUGCUUCGUUUUACCAAAAAAAUUCAUAAUUUCUUAAUCAAAUUACUUAAAUAUAAAAAGGUUAUUUACUAUUUCUAAACUACUAAAUCUAAAAUUUUAAUUGCAAUAAUUAAUUUUACACUUUAUUUAGGUAAGAGUGUCAAAUCAUUAAUUAGAAUACGAUAUCUCUUUAAUUGUAAUUAAAUUCGGUAACUAAUUUACUUAAAUUCAUGGGAUUUAAUAUUUAAAGUAAUUUUACAACUUCAUUAUAAUCGAAUAGAUAAUAUUCGAAGUAUUUUAACCACUGUAUUUGCAGCUUUAAUAUUUCUCUUUUACAUUUAAUUUUUACUCUAAUCUUUGAAAUAAUGUAGUGAUAUCUAUAACAAAAAUACUAAAGCAAAGUUAGAAAUAAAGUUUAUUACAUUAGAUAUGUGCAGAACUAUAUUUUUCCACAUUGUUCUAAUAUUAUUCUAAGAUCAAUAAUUUUUAUAAUGCGUGCUACUAUCUGUCAGCAGUGUAUGUUAAUGUUGCUUAUUAUAUAAAUAUAAGCAGUGCUCCAAAUGGGAUAAAGUUACAUCCAUAUUAAUUGAAGCUAUUUUAACAGUUUUUAGUUUAAGUUUAUUUUUUUAUAUUGAAAUUGAAUAAGUUUAUAUUUCUUACGAAAAUAAAGUUACUUUAGGUUUUAUCCACAUGAACUUAUUGAUUUUAAGUCUGGCAAUAGUUCUUGCAAAACAAUUAAUACCUAAAAUACUAAGCAUAUGCAAAUUAUUGUUCAAAAAGAAGAAACCUAAGGUUGCUACAGAAAUACUAUUUUUUUGA